AUAACUUGAGGUUUUGAGAGUACCUUACAAAUUCGGAAAGUGACAGCUGAGUUGGUGAGAUGUUGACUAUUCCUAAAGAUGGUGAAUCGGAAAUCCUCGAAGUUUUUGAAGAAUGCCAGCUUAAUAAUUUGUCACACGAUCGCUUAUGUGUAAAACUGAAAAAUAUUUACGACAAUACACGGUUUACACACUUCUCUGAUGAUUUCUUUGAGCUCUGCCGUUACAGUUUAGUAUCCAGUGAACGAUCAUCCUAUCGCGAAAGGACAAUUGAUUUCAUCACAAAGUUUGCUCUGUUUUGUGGAAAAUCAGAUGAUAGCAGUCAAGAUACACUGAAUAACCGUUUACUGUUAAAGCUUUUCUUAUUUUGUAUUAAGUACAACGAAUGUCCGAAUCCUGCAGUAAGAUUUCGAUGUAUGCAGAUUAUUCACAAACUAUUGGAUGGGAUUGGUGACAAUGGAAUAAUGCCUGAAGAAUUGUAUAGGACGUUGCAAGGUAUAUUACUUCGUCGUGUCUAUGAUACAAAGGUGUCGGUGCGAGUUGAAGCAAUCCAAGCACUUUCUCGUAUGCAAGAUCCUACUGAUGCAGAGUGUCCUGUAGUAGAGGCAUUUAUUUGGCUCACACGACACGAUCCUACUGCAGAGGUUCGGCGUGCGGCACUAGCAGCAAUGGUUCUGACUACUCGAACAUUACCAAGUCUAGUUGAACGAUGUCGUGAUCUUGCUGACAAUGUACGUCGAGCUGCCUACAAACUGUUAGCAUCUCGAGGUAUUUUACGACCACUAUCGAUCGCAAAACGUAUCCGUAUCUUACAAGAUGGAUUAUCCGAUAGAUCGGAGGAAGUUCGUAAAGCAACUAAAGAACUAGUUUUAGCAUGGUUUAAUGGAACUAAUCGAGAUCCAGUACUACUGUUACGACGUUUAGACCCAGAAGGUGAUCCUAGUACAAGUCAAAAAGCUUUAGAUAGUCUAUUUGAAAUGUUACCACUAGACGAUCUGUUGAAAGUUGUCCAAGAAUGGUCUCCAAAUUAUUUAAAUUCUGAUCGAAUACUUAAAUCCGAUUGUCUUACACCGGAAGCAACAUUUUUCUGGAGGGCAUUGGUGGAAUUUAUUCAUAAGAGACAAACUAAUGUAGAUGACACAACGACAACAACAAUAAAAUCAGCUGUACACGUUGAGCAUGAAGAUGAAGAUGAAGAAAACAACCCUUUACAACGAUUAGCUGAUCUAGUUCAACCGUCUGUUAGUGUUUACGUUGACUUAGCUAAAAGUGUUGUGGAUAAACUUGUUCAAACUGUUAUUGCUCAAGAGUUUGAUGAAAAAGCAAUUGAACAAGAAUGUGUUGUUGAACAAAUUUUAUCAAUGGCAGGAUCACUUGAUUUAAGUGAUGAAUUUGGUCGAAGACGUCUAGUAUCACUAGUUCAUGAUUGGAUAACUAGUGAACAAGUUUCGGGUACUUUAGCUCCUCAAUUAUUAAAAUUGCAUGCUAUUUUAGAGCCAAGUCUGCGACGUCGUAUAAAUAGUGUAAUUGAAAUGAUUAGUGAACUUUGUGAUCCAGUAGAACCACAAAACUCAUUGAGAAGUGCAAUAUCUGUUCCAGUUGAGUCCAAUGAAAAUUGUUGUUUGACAAAAGAAACAGAAUGUACAAAUGUACAACCUGCCUUGUCAAAAAAGAAAGAGAUCAGUAUUCGUCUAAAAAUUGCUAGUCUUGAAGUUCGUAUGAAUGAACUUAAUGAAUCAUUACAUGAUUGUGUAUCUCGUAAAGAAUUCGAACGUGCAACUGAACUUCGUGAUGCUUGUAAUAAAUUAGAUAUAGAACGUACAGAAUUAUUACAAGAAUUACGUGGAAAUAUUGGAAUAUCAGCAGAUAAACCUGCUGUUUCGCCGUCACCAGGAUCUGAUGAACUGAUGAAUAAUGAAAAUAGAGAAGGUCUAAACACUGAAAACCCCGAUGGAGGUUCAAAUAAUGAUAAAAAUGCUGGUGAUGAUGAUAACGAAGCGGAUGCAGUUGAAGAUGCAACACAAAGCCUUAUUAAACGUUGUUCAUCAUCUGUAUUAUUUAAGGCAAACAGAAUGGCUGCUUUAAUUAUACAACAAUCUCCUACUCUGUGGAGUUUGCCAGCUUCAUUACGUUCACUAUUGGACAGUUUAAUAUUGCCAAGUAUGCAACAUCCAGAUGUUGCUGUUCGUAAUCAAGCGAUAUUAGCUUUGGGUCUUUGUUGUACAAUGGACUUACCAUUAACAUUACAAUAUAUUCAUGUGUUUUACUCAGCUAUGCGUGUGGAUCAUUUGAUGAUUAGUGAAACAGCAUUAGGUUGUAUUAUUGAUUGUUUGCUUAUUUAUGGGUUUCGUCCAUUUCAUGAUGCUAAUAUUAAUCCAAAUAGUCGAUUAGUGCCAACUGAUACUAUUAUCGUUGAUGAAGAUGAUGAUGAUGAAGAAGAACAGAAUAUCAAAGCAUCUAAACAUGAUUAUAUUGUACUAACCCGACAAACUUCACAAGAUUCUACCGACCAAUCUCAUAGUUAUCCACAGGGUAUGUUAGUUCGAUGUGAUGAAAUGUCCAAAACAGCUUAUCGUUUAUUAAAACCAAUCACUUCACUUUUGGAAAAAGAGUCUGAUGAUGGAUUACGUUCAACUGGUGCACUUGGUCUUGCCAAAUUAUUAAUUUAUGAUCGUAUUGUUUCAAGUCAUAUACUUAGUUUAUUAUUAUUGUUAUGGUUUAAUCCAAGUAGUGAAGAGAGUCCACAACUUCGUCGUGGUUUAGCAUAUUUCUUUGCAGAUUAUGCUUGUGCUAAUGGUGUUGGAAUGGAUGCAUUUGAACAUCAAUCUGCACUUACUAAUGCUGUUUUGCCUACAUUAACUACAUUGAUUCGUACACCUGCCUCUUCACCUUUAUCUGAAGUUGAACCAAAUGAUGUGGCUAGUUUAUUAGCUCGUUUAACUGAUACUACUCAUUUGAAAAGUCGAUCAGAAGGUAAAAAUGUAACCACUAAUCAAGAAGGAAAAGACAUGAUCAAUGAUAAUAAUGAAGAUUCCCGUCCAAGUUCAAACAAAUCAAAAAUAAUAUCAUCAACUGGACAAAUUGAUGAAAAAAUUGUAAGUUUUUUUUUAAAUUUCAUAACCCACUCGACUAAUUCCCUCUUCUUAGUAUUUGAAUAGUUUUAUUUGCCUCAAAUCUCACACACAUUGGGUUUUUACUUACUAUUCACUAUCAUCGUUUUACACUUUGUAUUAGCGUUAAAUCCUGAAAAGAGUAUUUAUGGAGCUAAUACAAUCAAUCAAAAUAGUUUAUGACUAAAUUGAAAUUUUCAAGUUGCCUGGAUAACUAACUGUCAAUUAAAUUAAACUAUAAAUGUGUUACUUUUUCGUAAACUUUUAAUUAUGUACACUACAAAUCGAUCAAUUUUUAACAACGAACCUUAUAUCAAUUACUAUGAUAUAGUUAUUUUUGCCCUGUAAAAUUCAUAUAAAAUACCUAUCAUGUAUUGAAUGGUGUACGAAGUACAUACUUUUAUCAUUGAUGUAUGCGUUCCAUGUUUUUUGGUACCCUAUAUUAGUAUAUCCAUUCUUCAGCUGUUAAAGACCUAACAAGACUCCGAAUCGAUGAUAAAAGCAAUCGAAAAUGUAUUCGUUCUUUAUCAUGCCACGAGACUCUGAGUUCUGACAUUAUUUCCUAAUUACUAUCGCUCUAAUCAAUCCCGUUUUCCAACUACUAUUCACUGUAAUUGGUUCUAUCUUUAUUUGCAAAUACUACUGACACUAUUAUACAAGGUUGCAUUCUAUUACCUCAAUGAUUAUCAUGUUUCACAUUCCCACAUCCUGUAACAAUAAUUACUCUAUUAUACUGUUUUUGUUGGAGUUGUUGUGAUCUCCGAGUUGGAUGGAUUGGUUGUUUAGCUUUCACUGUCCUACUGAACAAUAUCAUCAGCACAUACCUCGAAGAGAAGUGAGCCGUUAGGAUCUGUCGACAACUGACUAGCAGGUCGCGUUGGUUUUCAAUCAGUCAGCUAUAUGCAACGUAGAACCUGACAAAUAUGUACAUCGGUUCAAGUUGUCACACCACAUUAUCACAGACAAAAUCGUUUCGAGACAAAUCCUACAAUAGCAAAAGUGGUAAAAGUCUUAGGAGUUGUAGGAAUGAGCAAAGAUAUAAAUAAAAAGUGUAAUUCCUCCAUGGCGAACGAUCCUGGUCCGUGUUCUUCAAAGUUUCUAUCUAUUGGUAACAAUUAUGACGCAGACCACAAACAGGUAGUUUACACCUAUUAACAUGGCUCGGUUCAAUUGCUAAUGACUGUAAACUGGUGUUACAUCUUCGUUUGUCCGUCCCUCACUUUCUUCCAACUUGCUUUUUGUCUCAGGAUGGUAAAUUAUGACCGAAUUCUAGAGGAAAACAAUAACCAAAUGUUUAGAAAAACAAUAAGAACUUUACAAUGAAUCCAUUCAUCUUAGAGAUUACAAUAAUGCCAACAUCGUCAUCCUAAGUUCAUGUAUCUCAGUUUUUGAAAUAUACCACUUUUGUUGUUGUUGUUGUUGCUGUUGCUUUUUUGCCUAAAACAAAAUGUACAAUUAUUUUUAAGAUCAAUCCACAUCAUGAUCGUUUGGUAUCAAUUUUGGCCACUGAAGUUUUAAAAGCACCUCAAUCCGCUGAAGCUAAAUUAUAUCUACGUAUGAUUUUUCAAUUACGACCUUCUACUGAAAAUAUAAAAAUUCAUAAAGAAUUAUUAACUUUAGUUGAUUCAAUGUCAAAAUUUGCUGAUAGAUCUUUAAAUCUUAUGCUUCAUCGUUUUCGUAAACAACUAGUUGAAAAAAUGGAACGUCUUGGUAUUGAUUCUACAACAUUGAAUGAAUCCAUAUUAUCUGAAAAUGAAAAUGACAAGGUAAAUACUUCUCCACUUCAUGAUGAUGGUGACUCCAAUCAUACAUUAAUGAAUGAUGAAGGCAUCCAACAAUCUCAACCUACGUUACUUGGAUCUGCCCGAGUUAACUUUCACUUGGUUAAUUCAUCUGAACAUAUCAUUGAAAGGAAUCAGGGGAAUGCUACAAUGAUAUUUAGUCAAUCAAAUAGAACUAUUUCUGCUGGUGGCAAUCCUUUAUUAGAUAAAUCAUCACAUCAAAACUUACUGGAUUUUUCCGACGACGAUGAUGAUGAUGAAGUUGAUUGCGAUCUAACUCCUACUUCAAAACCAGCAGUAUCUAGUACUAAUCCUUCAAGUAAACAAAUCAAACCAAAAAAGAAUACUGAAAUAGCAGAUACUCAUCAAAAGAAUGUCAUUAAUAAUUUAGAAAAAAAACCAUUCAAUAAAACAAGUCGUAGAAAAGUUGUUCUUCAAAGUUCAGACAAUGAAAAUCCCAAUAGUAAUAGUUCUGUAAAAAGUCAUUCAACAACAAAUUCACGUAGUCGUAAUCCUAAAAAGUUAAAACAUUCUCAUAAAAAAAUUGAUACAUCAUCAUCAUCAUCAUCUCCAGCAUCAUCUGUAGUAAGUAGUUCUAGAAGAUCAACUAGAUUGUCAAGUGCUCAAAAAUCGGAUCGAAGAAUUUAAAUAAACUCACAUUGUGUAUAUUUCUUUUUUCUUCUUCUUCUUCUUGAAUAACUGUUAUUAGUAUUAUUAUAAACUCUUUUAUUGUACAUGAUUAACUGUUCUUUGUUAAUUGUAUAUUACCCGGAAACUAAUUAAUAUACAAUCCCCUGUUUCUUC
This is a messenger RNA of Schistosoma margrebowiei, 5692 nucleotides long. The record is from the annotation of a GenBank genome assembly. NCBI's taxonomy places the organism in Eukaryota, Metazoa, Platyhelminthes, Trematoda, Strigeidida, Schistosomatidae.